Molecule: messenger RNA, 852 nt
Organism: Clonostachys byssicola
Lineage: Eukaryota; Fungi; Ascomycota; Sordariomycetes; Hypocreales; Bionectriaceae
Source: the annotation of a GenBank genome assembly
AUGGGGGCAGGCCGCCGGGAAAACUGGGAGCAGCGGCAGACGGGCUACGUAAAAGGAUCUCCCAUUCCGCAUGCCAAGACGCAGACAUUGGCAGCUGCUAGCACCGGAAUCGAGACUGGGAAGAGCCUGCAAAACCCUGGUCGUCGGCUUGGGGCCCAGGGAUGCGGCUUUGAGGCUUCUAAUCCCUAUUGCGCGUGCAUUCAAUGUGACGACUUGUACACACGUGUGCCGCGGACCACAAUGGCUGCUGCCGGUCGCGCGCUCUCGUACGAGCACGGACUUGGCUGCUGCGAGGGACUUGGGUACCUGGCCGCCCGCGACGCUACUGUACCCUCAGCUGCUACGACCAAGGCCUGGCAGCAACGCGAGACAACCAACAGGGGGUGGUGGGGCCUAUGGCACCCCUUUGGCACCCUCUGCCACCCGCUGCCGCUCAUUCGCUGCCUGAGGUGCCCAUUCCCCUCCCCCAGUACGCGCCUCUGCCUCAGCGUGCGCGUCUUUUCUGCCUCUUGGUCACCUCACCUCACCACACCAUCGAUUCUCCGGGACCCGUCUGCACUGCACAGCACUGCACUGCGACUGAGUGAGGUGACAAUCUGGCCUCUGCCGUGUGUGUUCUCUUGCAUUGACACGGGCUUUGCAUUGCGCGCCCCUCUCCUCUCCUCUCCUCUCCUCCUAUCCCAUCCCGUCCCCGUCCCCAGCACCCCUCCAUCCGGACGUCUGCCGCGCACCAGCAGCAAGCCCAAGCAAGCCCCAACUCGCCUGCAGGUGCCUCCCAGUCCCUACUACGCUGCCUCCCACCCAACUAAGCUGCCUGCCUCCUGCGUGCGGCAUCCGUCCCGUUGCUGGUGA